AUGGCGGAACCACCACGGCCGUCUGGGCCACAAGCAGAGCACUCCUCUGACGAUACAGCUACCAAGUCACAGAAGCCUCUUGGAGCCAGCGCCGAAGAUCCUGACUCAGACCCAGACUUUGAUGAUCUUGAUGAUGUCCUCGACCAAUUCUCAGCUGCAUCCUCUGCGCAACCCAAAUCCCAACCCGAGCCCACACCUUCAUCCUCUGGUCCAGGCAGACCGGCCGCUGCAGCACAAGAUGAAUCCUCUCUCCCUCCCAACAUUCCCAUCCCAGAAGGUCCCAAACCGAAUGAGUCCGAGGAAGAGUUUAUGGCACGUCUGACAGCUGAAAUGUCCUCACUCAUGUCUAAAUUAUCGGACGAACCAGCCGCCUCGGCAGCGUCGCCAGAAGACAUUGCGAAAAUGGGCCGCGAACUCGAAGAAUUCACCCAGAAGAUGGAAGCCGAGGGUAUUCAGCCCGAAGAUCUCUUGAAGGCCAUACUAGGUGAGGAUAAAGGGACCAAGGUCGGAGACAUUGCCACGAAAGAACGCGACAGGAGAGAGAGCGAGUCUCAGUUACAGAGUCCAGAAAAGGGCAAACAGCCUGGGGCCUCCAAAAGCAAAGCAACAAAUACGUCGUUCGAAGACACUAUCCGCAAAACAAUGGCCCGCAUGGAAUCCUCCUCGGCAGCGGCAAGCAGCGCGACUGCGCAGUCUUCCAAGGCCGAGGAGGAUAUGCUAGCCGAAAUGCUGCGCGCUUUGGACGCCGAAGGUGCUGGCGGCCAGGACGAUGGUGAUCUGUCCAAGAUGUUUCUUGGUAUGAUGGAACAACUGACGAAUAAGGACAUGCUCUACGAGCCGAUGAAAGAGCUCAGUACGAAGUACCCAGAAUGGCUGGUGCAGAACAAGCCCAGAUUGCCAACCGAGGAGUACGAGCGUUUUUCGAGGCAACAGGUUGUUGUGAAUGAGAUUGUGAACAAGUUUGAAGAAAAAGGGUACAGUGACGAGGAUCCUAAAUGUCGAGAGUUUGUGUGGGAGAAAAUGCAAGCCAUGCAGGCAGAAGGCGCGCCUCCUGAAGAUCUUGUUGCCAAUCCUUUGGGCAUGCCAAUGCCUGACUUGGACGAGAGCGGACUUCAAGAUGGGUGUCCGACACAGUGA
Molecule: messenger RNA, 1137 nt
Organism: Exophiala spinifera
Lineage: Eukaryota; Fungi; Ascomycota; Eurotiomycetes; Chaetothyriales; Herpotrichiellaceae
Exons: 2
Coding region: 1-1137 (378 amino acids)
Biological process (GO): protein import into peroxisome membrane
Cellular component (GO): peroxisome; peroxisomal membrane
Source: RefSeq, a predicted model, not a curated record